Messenger RNA from Puccinia triticina, 447 nucleotides. RefSeq lists its product as uncharacterized. Gene Ontology annotation, biological process: protein phosphorylation. The coding region runs from base 1 to 447 and encodes 148 amino acids. The record is from RefSeq and is a predicted model, not a curated record. The transcript has 2 exons. NCBI's taxonomy places the organism in Eukaryota, Fungi, Basidiomycota, Pucciniomycetes, Pucciniales, Pucciniaceae. Gene Ontology annotation, molecular function: ATP binding; protein serine/threonine kinase activity.
AUGAGAUCCUACGCUGCAGCCCGUCAAUUCAUGUAUUUAUUUACCAAAUUGAUCUUGACGUCUAUCACUGCUACAUCUGACCUCAAAAAUAUUGCAAGGGACUUACAUAUUGUGCAAGCCUUUCCAAAGUAUCCAGAUCCUCAAAACUCUGGCCAACCCUUCCAGAAUUAUCCGUUGAUAGAAACUGAAGCAAUUGCCAAUUUUGAAGACAAACCCAAGAAGAUCUUCUUUGUCAAGGAAUACAUUCCAGGACAAUGGGAAACCUUCUUGGCUCCAGAAACCUUUGACACUAAUUUGAACAAUUAUUCACCAGCAAUCAAUCAUUUAAUGGCGGCUUUUCAGCAUUGGACGUACAACCACACCCAUGGACAACUAACUGUUACCAACCUGAAGGGAGUUGUCCCACUUAUGAGCAAGCCCAAAAUAGUGGACUUAAACCCAGUGUAA